UCAGCCCGGGCAAGAGGUGGGCAUUCCUGGAUGUGUCGCUGAGGCAGGAGCAGGUACGAUGGGCAUCUGGGGACGACUGGCCUUCUUGCUGUUGCUGCUGUUGCUGCUGCGAGGCCUGGGGCAGUCCUCGUGGCCUGCAGCAGUGGCCCUGGCUCUGCGCUGGCUCCUGGGAGACUCUGCCUGCUGUGGGCUGCUGGUCCUGGCUGUGCUGGCGUGGCCCUGGCUCGGGCCCUGGAUGCCCCACUGGCUGAGCCUGGCGGCCGCGGCCCUCACGCUGGCUCUGCUGCCCACGCACCCGCCCCCAGGGCUGCGCUGGCUGCCUGCAGACCUGGCCUACAUCUUCAAGGUUCUUCGCCUGGGCCUGAACAUCCAGGCGCGCUUGAGCCGGCAGCCACCUGACACCUUCGUAGAUUCCUUCGAGCGGCGGGUGCGAGCGCAGCCAGGGAGAGCGAUCUUGGUGUGGACGGGGCCGGGGAGCCGCUCGGUCACCUUCGGGGAGCUGGACGCCAGGGCCUGCCGGGCGGCGUGGGUCAUGAAGGCCGAGCUGGGCGACGCCACGGGACCCCGCGCUCAGGAGCCCACCGCCCUCCUCGUGCUGCCCUCGCAGACCAUUCCUGCCCUGGGCCUGUGGCUCGGGCUGGCCAAGCUGGGCUGUCCGGUGGCCUGGAUUAAUCCACACGGCCGGGGGGCGCCCCUGGUGCACUCGGUGCUGAGCUCUGGGGCUCGGGUGCUGGUGGUGGACCCAGGCCUCCGCGAGAACCUGGAGGAGGUCCUUCCCAAGCUGCAGGCAGAGAACAUCCGCUGCUUCUACCUCAGCCACUCCUCCCCCACGCCGGGGGUGAGGGCUCUGGGGGCUGCCCUUGAUGCGGCACCCUCAGACCCCGUGCCCGCUGACCUUCGAGCUGAGAUCAAGCUGAGAAGCCCAGCCCUGUUCAUCUACACCUCGGGGACCACCGGGCUCCCGAAGCCAGCCAUCCUCACGUACGAGCGGGCGCUGCAGAUAAGCGGGAUGCUGACCCUGUGUGGGGUCAGAGCUGAUGACGUGGUCUACACGGUCUUGCCUCUGUACCACACGAUGGGGCUGGUCCUUGGGGUCCUUAGCUGCCUGGAGCUUGGAGUGACCUGUGUCCUGGCUCCCAAGUUCUCUGCCUCCUGCUUCUGGGACGACUGUCGGCAGCACGGCGUGACUGUGAUCCAGUAUGUGGGCGAGGUCCUGCGGUACCUGUGCAACACUCCCCAGCGGCCAGAGGACCGAACACAUAAAGUCCGCCUGGCGAUUGGCAGUGGACUCCGGGCAGAAGUGUGGGAGACCUUCCAGCAGCGCUUUGGCCCCAUUCGGAUCUGGGAAGUCUACGGCUCCACGGAAGGCAACGGUGGCUUUGUCAACUAUCCAGGGCGCUGUGGGGCCCAGGGCAAGACAAGCUGCUUCCUUCGAAUGCUGUCCCCCUUCGAGCUUGUACAGUACAACAUGGAGACAGAGGAGCCUGUGAGGGACAACUGGGGCCUCUGCAUCCCUGCGAGGCCAGGGGAGGCAGGGCUCCUGCUGACCCAGGUGCUGCGUCACCAACCUUUCCUGGGCUACCGUGGGCCCCGGGAGCACACAGAAAGGAAGUUGGUGAAGAACGUGCGGCGCCCGAACGACCUUUACUACAACACCGGGGACGUGCUGGCCCUGGACGACGAAGGCUUCCUCUACUUCCGCGACCGCCUCGGGGACACCUUCCGGUGGAAGGGUGAGAACGUGUCCACGCGGGAAGUGGAGGGCGUGCUGUCACUCGUGGACUUCCUGCAGGAGGUGAACGUCUACGGUGUGCCUGUGCCAGGAUGUGAGGGCAAGGUGGGCAUGGCUGCCGUGCAGCUGACCCCCGGCCAGGCGUUUGAUGGGCAGAGGCUGUACCAGCACGUGCGCACGUGGCUCCCCGCCUACGCUGCCCCUCAUUUCAUUCGUAUUCAGGACGCCUUGGAGAUCACAAGCACGUUCAAACUGGUGAAGUCGCGGUUGGUGCGCGAGGGCUUCAACGUGGGCAUUGUUGCUGACCCCCUGUACCUGCUGGACAACCAGGCCCGAGCCUUCCGGCCCCUGACUCCAGACAUAUACCGGGCAGUAUGUGAGGGAGCCUGGAGACUCUAACCAUCGGGUCAGCCCACAGGACGUCCGAAGGCACUAGGCCCAACGCUGAUCACCACUCCCUCUUGUAUUGUCACCCACACCCCAGACCUGCACGGCGUCGUCAGGAAUCCCAGCCUCUCCUUAUCCCCAGCUGCACAGUGUGGGAUGACCCUGGCCCCGCAGCAGAGCGAGAAUAAACUUGGA
Molecule: messenger RNA, 2314 nt
Organism: Lagenorhynchus albirostris (white-beaked dolphin)
Lineage: Eukaryota; Metazoa; Chordata; Mammalia; Artiodactyla; Delphinidae
Gene: SLC27A5
Product: solute carrier family 27 member 5
Exons: 10
Coding region: 59-2131 (690 amino acids)
Biological process (GO): long-chain fatty acid import across plasma membrane; triglyceride mobilization; ketone body biosynthetic process
Cellular component (GO): endoplasmic reticulum membrane; endoplasmic reticulum
Molecular function (GO): fatty acid transmembrane transporter activity; long-chain fatty acid-CoA ligase activity; long-chain fatty acid transmembrane transporter activity
Source: RefSeq, a predicted model, not a curated record